UAUUUCGUAAAAAGAGAAAGUCCAUUUUUCGUGGCUAGGGUUUAGGGUUUGAUGGGAAAUUUGCGCCUUAUUUUGCCGCUGCUGCUUGCUUCUGGUGGAGGCCGAGUCUCUCUGAAGGGCGCGAGCGGGCAGCCAUGGUUCUCAAGACCGAGCUUUGCCGAUUCAGUGGUGCCAAGAUUUACCCUGGCAAGGGUAUCAGAUUCAUACGGUCAGAUUCUCAGGUGUUCCUUUUUGCCAAUUCAAAAUGCAAGAGGUACUUCCACAAUCGUUUGAAGCCGUCAAAGCUUACCUGGACGGCUAUGUACAGGAAGCAGCAUAAGAAGGACUUACAUGCUGAGGCUGUGAAGAAGAGGAGACGUACCACCAAGAAGUCAUAUUCUAGGUCGAUAGUUGGCGCUACCCUUGAAGUAAUUCAGAAGAAAAGGACUGAGAAGGCUGAAGUUCGAGAUGCGGCAAGAGAAGCUGCCCUUCGUGAAAUAAAGGAGAGGAUUAAGAAAACCAAGGAUGAGAAGAAGGCCAAGAAGGCUGAGCUGGUGGCCAAGUCCCAGAAGUCCCAGCCAAAGGGCAACUUGGGGAGGGCUGCUGCACCAAAAGGACCAAAGCUUGGUGGUGGUGGUGGCAAACGCUGAGCGCCUUUUACUCCCCUAAGCAUCUCCUUCUAGAUGAUUGGAAAGGAAGAAAAUGAACUUAAUAGCAGGACAUCGUUUGAAGAUGCAUUCUAUAAUUCUUUUAGGGAAUAUGAUUUCUUGUUUGGACCUGACGGAGAGAAGUGGUUGUUCCGUCUCCUCGGGGCAACACCUCAAUUUCUUCCGUUUUUCAGUUUUGUACUGCACGUUUCUGUGGGAACCUUACUAUGUAGGCCAGUAGCAAUCAUCUUCUUUUCAAA
Nymphaea colorata (pocket water lily) is the source of this 886-nucleotide messenger RNA. RefSeq names its product 60S ribosomal protein L24-like. The transcript has 5 exons. Gene Ontology annotation, molecular function: structural constituent of ribosome; mRNA binding. The coding region runs from base 135 to 629 and encodes 164 amino acids. Lineage: Eukaryota; Viridiplantae; Streptophyta; Magnoliopsida; Nymphaeales; Nymphaeaceae. The record is from RefSeq and is a predicted model, not a curated record. Gene Ontology annotation, cellular component: cytosolic large ribosomal subunit. Gene Ontology annotation, biological process: cytoplasmic translation.